Messenger RNA from Trichomycterus rosablanca, 852 nucleotides. Its product is annotated as ras-related protein Rab-39B-like. Gene Ontology annotation, molecular function: GTP binding; GTPase activity. The transcript is spliced from 2 exons. Gene Ontology annotation, cellular component: Golgi apparatus. The coding region runs from base 99 to 746 and encodes 215 amino acids. Lineage: Eukaryota; Metazoa; Chordata; Actinopteri; Siluriformes; Trichomycteridae. The record is from RefSeq and is a predicted model, not a curated record. Gene Ontology annotation, biological process: vesicle-mediated transport.
GAAAAACUUUCCAGCUACCUAGUGCUGUGCUUAGUGACUUGACGAUACUCUGCAGAGCACAUCUGCUGUGAUAAGAUCUGCCAGGACCUACAGGUACCAUGGAUCUGACGUUGUGGCAGUACCAGUUCCGCAUCAUCAUGCUGGGUGACUCUACAGUGGGCAAGUCAUCCAUGCUAAAACGCUUUACAGAGGAUCUGUUUCUGGAGAGUAUUAACCAAACGGUUGGAGUAGACUUUUAUGUGCAUUUCCUAGAAGUGAAACCUGGCAUCAGAAUCAAGCUGCAGUUCUGGGAUACAGCCGGCCAGGAAAGGUUCAGGUCAGUGACACGAUCCUACUAUCGUAACUCAGUUGGAGGCUUGUUGCUGUUCGACGUGGGAAACCGUGCCUCGUUUGAGCAUAUACUAGACUGGCAUGCAGAAGUCUGUGAGCACGUAAGACCACACGCCGUGCUUUUCAUUCUGGUGGGCCAUAAGAGUGACCGUGAGGAUGAUGGAGACCGCACCGUCUCCCGACAAGAGGCAGAGAAGCUGGCUGCUAAGAUCGGUGCACCCUACAUAGAAGCCUCAUCCAAAACAGGCCAGAACGUACAGACGUGCUUUAAGAUGCUGACGGAGCGAAUCUACCAUGGGCUCCAGAGUGAAGAGGUGAAGUUGAGAGAGGGAUGGGAUGGAGUAAAGUGCUCAGUUCCACAAGCCCACAGUCUCAGAAAUAGUGCACCAGCUAAGGAGAAUAAACGCUGCUGUUAGCUUUUAAUAAACGAUCAAUUCAUUCAUGGCAUUAAAGGACAAUGUGGAUAAGGGUUUAUGUUAAAAAGCCCUGAACACAGUGGGACAUCCAGCAUUAUUCCCUUAA